CACUGUGUUACAAGCUACUGCAAUUAAGGCCUUAUUAACUUUUUUUCCUUGCAUAAUUCGCAGACUGAUAUCCUAUCUCAAAGGUUUACUAUCGACGAGAGCUCCCCGAGUAGUUGAUAUUGUUGAUUGUUUCUCAAAAUUUUCCUCACUCUGAUUUGCGUAAAUCAGUUAAUAGUAUGAUAAUACAUUCAAAUUACGACUAAAUUUGUUUAAUUCUGUGUUUCCUGCAUUGGGGGAAGGAGUCUGGGGUGAUCGAGGCUCAGUUAUUAUAGGGGCCGGUCUUCCCUCUCGCCUCAUCAUUCCCAGGUUGGGCGUUGGGCGGGGCUUAUGUGUUGAAGUGUGAAUUGAAAUACGGUAAUACACCAUUCUCAAUUAUCAUCGUAUGCUCCUACCAUCCGAAUAGGGCAACCGCUUGUGCUUCAUCGAGCCUCAAGAUCAAGAUAGAAAGUGAAUGGGAGAAAUCUGAAAGAUGGCUACCGAUCUGUCUAAAAUUGCGACUAAUCUUGUGAAGAAUUUUGCGACAGGGGAGAUGGUGGCAAUCUCUUCAUUUUGGGAGAAGCAAGCCUGUGUCAUCCACUUUAUGAGACGGUUUGGAUGAUCCGCGUGUCGGCUGGGUGCCAGCGAGCUUGAUUCGCUUAGACCCCAGCUUGACGAGGCCAAUGUACGACUCGUCGGCAUCGGCCUUGAAGAUCUCGGAGCUCAGGAGUUUUUGGAUGGCGGGUUUUGGAAAGGAGAUCUAUUCAUAGAUCAACAACAAAAGAGUUACCAAGGACUUGGUUAUAAGAAAUACAGCUUGAUGAGCAUUAUGAAGGCUGUCUUCUCAGCGAAAACCAGAGCUGCACUUUCAAGGGCAAGUGAUAAAAAUAUUAAGGCUAACAUGAAAGGAGAAAAGCUGCAAAUUGGAGGAACUCUUAUCAUCGGAAAAGGAGGAGAAGUACUAGAAGAUUUCAAGCAGGAAGCCCCAGGUGACCACAUACCCCUCCAGACUGUACUGAAUGCCUUUGGCAUCAAAGCAGAGGCACCAAAGACCGAUGGAGCCGAAGGUGGGGCCGUCGUAUGCAACGAUGAUGUAUGCCAAAUGAAGUAAAAAAAAUACAAACUUUAUGAACUCUUCCACAACUGUUUGAAGGAAUGCAGCCUUCGCUCUACAAAGCUUUUCAAAGAUGCAGGGUAUUUCACAAAACAGAAGAGGCGAUGCCCAAGCGACUGAUGUAGUAUUUCAUUUUAUCCUGACAAUAUAAAAACAAACAACACCACAAUGGCAUUCCUGUAACAGCACAAUUCUUGUUAAUCAAUGUAUUAUCAGUGAUACAUAUUUAUGGUGGCAGCGGUGGGAUCUAAUUUGAAGAAGCAGCAUGAAGCAGAGAAUUUAUGAAUCCUAUAUUAAUAUAGUAAUAUAGGGUAUUUAUAUUGCGCACAUAUCCACCUUGUUAGGUGCUCAUGGCGCUCCUAUAUUGAAUCAUAUUGAACUUAUAUACUUUGAGCUAAAAUAAAUCCUCUCUAUUUCUAACAUGUAAUCUAUGUAUUUUGUUUGUAAACAUUAAUACCUGGGUAUUUUGUCUUUCAGUUCCUUCUUGGUGUUGCUAUUCCAGUAUUGCACAAAAGAUUCCAUGGUUUGUCAUAUAGUGUAUAAAUUUAUCAUUAUUAUGCAAAUGACAAAUACUGUAUGUAUUUGAAGAUAGUGGUAGGAAUUCCAGUAUAAAUUUCAUUUCAAGCACAUAAAUAUAUGGUAAAAAUAUCAUUUAAAGUAUUGACAUCAUCAAACAACUUUGUGAUAUUUUAUGUAGCAAUCAUAUGUCUGUACAACACUCCUUUAAAAGCAUUAAAACACACUUCGUCAGGGAAUUCAAUAGUAUUUAAAAGUACAGCAUUUUUCUUUAAUAUUGGAUAAUUCUCCGUAAUUUUAUGUCUGUCUGUGGUACCAAUACAGACCAUUUUAAUUUGAAAUUAAAUGAUAACUAAUUUGACCAUUAUCCCAUUAGUACAGCAAAAGUUGCUUAAUACAAGUAUUAAACCGAGGAUUAGACUUACUGUUAGACUGGUCAAAAUUGCUACCAUGGAAAAUAUGAAUAUUUGGUCAUAAAACAUAGCCUCAAAGUGAUCUCAUGUAGGUCCUCAUAUUAUUCCACACCAAACAUCCUCUCGCACUCCGCUGCUCAAACGCCAUGUUUUCAGAUAAACUGAGGUAGGAGCUAUUGUAUCAUAAAUAAUAUCUAAUGUAAGAACGUAUGAUGCAUCAUAUACCUUACAUAAUUGUUACCUAGAAAAAAACCUCUUAUUACCUAUUACUUGUAGAAAUAUUUUGAAUUUCAUUAUGAAAAGCCCAGGGGCAAAUUGCACGAAAGAGUCUUUGCAAGAACCGUCUUUCGUGUCGCCCAUUUAUUAUGAUGCGCCAUGUGAAACGCAUUUUAAAUAAAUUACCUGCAAACAUAUUUUAUUCAUCCGUUUAAGUAAACAAAAUCUUUGUUUAUAAAAUGAUGUGAUAUAUCAUGAAAUUGUAUGCGAAUUGAUUUAAAUGCUAGCUAACAAAUUUUAUUUGUUUAACAUUCAUUCAUUUCAGAAAUAUCCCGCAUACAGCGCAUCAUAAAAGAUGGGCGACACGAAAGAUGAUCCUUGAAAAGACCCUUUCGUACAAUCGGCCCCUGAAUAAUAAAUGCUGAUCAGUUUCUGCAUGUAUAAAUGAUGAAAAUCAGUCCUGAAGGGAAUUACAUGUAAUUACAUACAUCAUAAAUGUGACCAAAAAAUGAAAUGUGGCAUGAAAAAUUGCGCUCUGGAUUCAUUUUUUUUUUCCUAUUCCUAUAGAUUACAUUACAGUCAAAUUUAAUUGCCUAAUUCAUCUCAUUGCUAAAAUUGUUGUUGAUUGUGUCUACUCUGUUUUUAGUCAUGCUUUUCUAUAAUUAUAAUAUAUUGGUGUAUACAGGAGUCAUUUAAAAGCAAUAUUUAAUUUAUGAAAUGUAAUUGUUAAAUAUUUAUCUAUGCAAUGAUAUAAUAAGUCACCAUAAAAUUAGAUUUCCCUGUGAUACAGAAUUUGCCAUGACCUUUAGUUGACCUUUGACCUAUGAUACUUGUUUAUGUAAAGUCCAUUACUGGAUCCUAAUCAGGUUGAUGUUUUAUCAAACGUCACUCUAAGGCACAAAUUCUGUCUCAAAUUGGACAUGUAUUUUAUUGGUGUAAAAUUAUCAUUUAUGCACAUCAAAUGUCAAUAAAAUGAAAUGAAAUAUUUGUGUGUACUUAA
Messenger RNA from Lytechinus pictus (painted urchin), 3235 nucleotides. RefSeq names its product prostamide/prostaglandin F synthase-like. NCBI's taxonomy places the organism in Eukaryota, Metazoa, Echinodermata, Echinoidea, Temnopleuroida, Toxopneustidae. The record is from RefSeq and is a predicted model, not a curated record. The transcript has 5 exons.